Molecule: messenger RNA, 1203 nt
Organism: Lactuca sativa (garden lettuce)
Lineage: Eukaryota; Viridiplantae; Streptophyta; Magnoliopsida; Asterales; Asteraceae
Molecular function (GO): nucleic acid binding; zinc ion binding
Source: RefSeq, a predicted model, not a curated record
AACUGUUUAUUUUCGGAAAUCUCUUCGUCUUAUCAAAUCACCGCCGGAAAACCGAUUGACAAAUCCCUUUCACCACACUAAAACCCUAGUUUUUUGUUUCAACGCCUCUUCCAUAAUGGAGUCUAGAUACAGUGGAUUUAAUUCACAGAUCCACAAUCAUCUCUACAGUCAUCUUUAUCCUACGCCUUCUUCAUCAUCAUAUCCUUCGGGCUACACAAACUUCUCAAAUCAGAUUCUAGAAGGGGGAUUAUACAGCGUCGGAGGACAGGGUCGAUAUGACAUUCUCCGUCAAAUUGAAAAGAACAAGAUUCGGGAGGAGAUACUGGCGAAAGAGAGGAGACAAUACAUGAUAGAACAAGAAAUCAGGAGAAUGGAGAAUAGUGGCGGAUAUCCGUCGCUAUCGUCGCUCAUGUUAGGGCAUACUGAUAGCCACCACCACCACCACCACCACCUCCAUCGGGUUCCGCCACAAUUGCUGCGUGGUCAAGCAUAUGAAACGGUGGAUGGAAGAAUUGCAAUGCCGUUCCAGGAGGACUACGGUGUCACCGGACAUCAGUUCCAGCGGCGUCCUAAUAUUAACGAGAUUAUCACUUCUCCACCGAAAGCUGGUGAGAAGCAAUUUAUUGAUAUUAGAAAACUCUCCGGUCAGAUGAUGGCUGGAUCCAAACGGAAAUCACCACCACCACAAUCACCAGCUGCCGCCGGUUGUUCAAGUAGUUCAAAGAAGAGAGUGAAUGAAUUGAGCUGUGCAAUCUGUGAAGUGAGUGCAACAUCUGAGCGUGGUUUAGAGGAACAUCUGGCUGGAAAGAAACACCAGGCAAAAAUGGCGGAGCUGAAAGCUGGACACGCCGGAAAAUCCAUCAAGAAGUCACCGGAAAGUGUUCAAAUGGUUUCAUCUGAAGAUAAGAAGCCUGAAGGAGAAAGCUCGGGAAAGAAGUUCAAGUUUUGGUGUAGAAUGUGUAAAACUGGAGCUUCCAGUAAGAAAGAGAUGAACAUGCAUAGGAAAGGUGUAAGUCAUUUGACAAAUCAACUUAAACGCGCCCAAAAAUCUCGAGACAAAUCUGGUGGAAAACGAAAGAAGGUAUGAUUCAUAAUUUCAUAGUUCCAAACAUGAAAUAUUUGAAUAUACAAUAAUAUAGAGCUGUUUUUUAAACAAUUUUACCUUAUGAUAAGGUUUAAUAUUUAUUUCUUGUUGGAUUAAAA